AUGGGGAUACAAGGAUUAUUACCUAAUGUUGAUAACGCAAGCAUUAAGAGCAAAAUAGAUUCAUUUAAAGGAAAAAGAGUGGCAAUUGAUACAUAUGGAUGGCUUCAUAGAUCAGCAGCUAACUGUGCAGAAAACAUUGUAUUAGGUAAACCUACUAGAGUUCAUAUUAAUUAUUGUAUUGAAAAAAUUAAAACUCUUCAAGGGAAAGGAAUUAUUCCGGUAUGUGUGUUCGAUGGUGCAACUCUUCCUAUGAAAAAGGUUACUGAAGAAGAAAGGAGUAAAAGAAGAAACGAUGCUAAAAAAGAGAUUAUACGACUACAAAGUGAAAAAAAAUCUAAUUCGUAUGUUAUGAGAAGUUUGUGCCAAAAAGCUCUCGACAUCACCCCAAGUAUAGCUCACCAGGUUUUAGAAGUAUUAAGAGACGAAUACAAAAUUGAAUGUAUUGUUGCUCCAUAUGAGGCGGACGCACAACUUUCAUAUCUUUCGAGAAUAAAAUACGUUGAUGCAGUAAUAACUGAAGAUAGUGAUAUGUUAGUAUUUGGAAGCAUUUGCACAAUUUACAAAUAUGAUGAUAAGACUGGCCUCUGUAGAGUAAUAUAUUGGAAAGAUUUGUAUAAAAGCGGCGUUAUUCCAAAAUCAAUGUUCUCAUACGAGACUUUUGUAUUAGGGUGCAUAUUAACUGGCUGUGACUAUGUAAAAUCGCCGCAGGGUGUAGGUAUAAAAACUGCGAUGAAGCUUGUGCAAGAAUGUAAUGCAGAUUUAGAAAGGAUAAUAUUACAACUCAAGGAAUUGGGCAAGAAUAUACCAAAUAGUUAUUCGACUGAUGUUCAGAAUGCAAUUAUCACAUUCUUCCACCAAACAGUAUACGAUCCUCUCGAAGAAAAAAUGGUCCCACUUUCAAAUAGUGAUCUGCCCAAAAGCGAAAUUGAGACCAAUAUAGUUUUGGCAGGUGUACCAAUAUUUAUUGAUUUUAAUGACCAAAUGAAACAGGGUUAUUCUAUUGAAUGCAACGAAAUGAAAAAUUUUAUCGGACCAAUUAUUCAAGGCAAGAUGGCAAAAGAGAUUUGCUUAGGAUUUAUUCACCCAGAAACUCACCUUUCCUACAAUGAUCCAAUAAAUCAUCGCUUUGAAUUUCAGUUUGAUAUUAGCCGUCAUCAUGAUAAUGGAAACAAUUUAAUACAAUCAUUCUUAGAUUCUAAGACUUCUUUAGAAAAGGAAAAUUUAGAUGUUAAUAUAGGGAAAGCCGAGUAUGAGAUUGAAGAAUUAAUUAAACAAUCGAUCAGAUCUCCAUUAAACGUGAAAAAAUCAAACAUUAGGUCAUUUUCUCAUGAAGAAAGUCAUCUUGAUUUAAAGAAAAAAAGAAGAGCAAUUUGGCUAAAUUCAAAAAUAGAAGAUGAUUUAAAAAUUAAGGAAGAAAUUAAAUUGCUAGAUAACUUUGCGUAUAGAGCAUAA
Messenger RNA from Cryptosporidium ubiquitum, 1452 nucleotides. Its product is annotated as xpg (rad-related) exonuclease. Lineage: Eukaryota; Apicomplexa; Conoidasida; Eucoccidiorida; Cryptosporidiidae. Gene Ontology annotation, molecular function: metal ion binding; 5'-flap endonuclease activity. Bases 1 to 1452 code for a protein of 483 amino acids. The record is from RefSeq and is a predicted model, not a curated record. The transcript has a single exon.